Messenger RNA from Penicillium crustosum, 309 nucleotides. RefSeq lists its product as uncharacterized. The record is from RefSeq and is a predicted model, not a curated record. NCBI's taxonomy places the organism in Eukaryota, Fungi, Ascomycota, Eurotiomycetes, Eurotiales, Aspergillaceae. The transcript is spliced from 2 exons. Bases 1 to 309 code for a protein of 102 amino acids.
AUGACGUCGACCCUGCAGGGAAACCUUCCCGAGGUCAAGACCGAGAUUAAUAAGCCCCGCACUAAACCUUUCGCGGCACUCUGUCACCGUCCACGGGUCUUCCUGCCUAUCCAGAGUUUCCCAGUGCUUGAGUUACUGGCUUUCCAGAGCUGUUCAGUCAUGUUUGUUCACCCAUGGAUAUACCCGAGACAGCUCGAGUUAUGGAACAAUCCUCAACUCAAUGAGUCUGUCAGCAUACAAAGCAAUGCCAAAGCCUGCUGGAAUGCAUUCUGCUUGCUGCUAUCAUCGCGAACUUGGCCUCAUUUCUAG